AUGAUAACUUUACUAUGGUACAUUCUCACCGUCCUAGUAGUUGUACAGUUUGUUCUAGGAAGUUUUGCCAAUGGCUUCAUAGUGCUGGUGAACUGCACAGACUGGAUCAAGAGACGAAAGUUCUCCUUAGUGGAUCAGGUUGUCACAGCACUGGCGAUCUUCAGAGUUAGUUUUCUCUGGGUAAUAUUAAUAAAUUGGUACUCCGUUGCAAGCAAUCCGGCUUUAAGUAGCUUAACAGUCUUUCGAAUCAUCAUUCAUAUCUCAUGGACAGUGAACACCCAUUUUAACACCUGGCUUGCUACCAGCCUCAGCAUACUUUACUUGCUGAAGAUAGCCAAUUUCUCUAGCCUUCUGUUUUUCUACCUAAAGCGGAGAGUUAAAAGUGUCCUUCUUGUAAUCCUGGUGGGGAGUUUGGUCUUUUUGGCUUCUCAGCUUGUAUCGGUAAGCAACCACGAGAUUGUGCUCUCUAAUGAAAAGGAAGGAAACGUGACGUGGAAGACUAAAGAGAGGCACUUGAUACUGGUUUCAAAUUCAGCAGUGUUCUUGCUAGCGAACCUCAUCCCCUUCACCAUGUCCUUGGCGUCUCUUGUGCUGUUGAUCCAUUCCCUGCGGAAACAUCUCAAGAAGAGGCAGCUCAGUGGCCAAGGAUCCCAAGAUCCCAGCGCCAGGGUCCACAUCAGAGCCUUGCAGACCAUGGUCUCCUUCCUCCUGCUGUUUGCCAUUUACUUCUUUGACACGCUGGUCUCAUUUUUGAAUUUUAAUAAGCUGAUGAACAAACUGGUCCUCAUGUUUUGCAAUGCUCUAUUAGUCCUGUACCCGUCAAGUCACUCACUCAUCCUGAUUUGGGGAAACAAGAAGCUGACACGGGCCUUCCUGACAUAUUUGCGGCAGCUGAGAUCCGGGCUCCGAGACAGGGAGUAA
Molecule: messenger RNA, 921 nt
Organism: Sorex araneus (European shrew)
Lineage: Eukaryota; Metazoa; Chordata; Mammalia; Eulipotyphla; Soricidae
Product: taste receptor type 2 member 31-like
Exons: 1
Coding region: 1-921 (306 amino acids)
Biological process (GO): sensory perception of taste; detection of chemical stimulus involved in sensory perception of bitter taste; G protein-coupled receptor signaling pathway
Cellular component (GO): membrane
Molecular function (GO): bitter taste receptor activity; G protein-coupled receptor activity
Source: RefSeq, a predicted model, not a curated record